AUGGCCUCGGCGCAGCGAGUCUGCUUUUCAAGGUCCUUCUGCAACUCCAAUUCGUUUGCGAAGGCGCUCGUUGCGCUCAUCGUGAAUGAGAUUCAGACAAAUAUAUCUGAUCCCCCCGCGUCCUCGCCCUUCAAGCGGCACAACGACUGCCUGCCCGAGGUCGCCGAUGUCACGACACGCGGGACGGUGACACCCAUCCCGUACCGCACGAACACGACCGCCGCUGCGCCUUUCGACGACGGCUGCGGGACCGACCGUACGACGCCGUCGCCAGAGUCAACCUUGACCUGCCACGAAGACGGACGAGUCAACGAGAGCAUCGACGACGCCUCCGACUGUCGCGCAGCAAGGGAUUUGGCGCCGGGAAGGACAGCGCUAGCGGCAGCGUUGUCUUCGAGCUCGCUCGAGAUCUCCUUGCACCGGGAAUCUGCGAGCCCAUGCAUGGUCAGCCACGCCGUCGACGAGUUCCCGACGCCCAAUCUCGCGCAUGCGGCCGUGUCGCACGACCGCUAUUAUAUUCCCUCUCACUCGCAGAGGAGCGAGCGACCGGCCGCGCGAGUAUGCAGCGGUAUCGUGCCGGUGGUCGUGCGAUCCGUGAUUCAGACAGAAUGGAGCGCACUGCGGAACUCGUCGGACAGCGGCAAGGCUGCCCCCGGUCCCGUCGCACGGCACUCGAAGACCGUGAACGAGGACCUGACAUCGGCACGAGCCGCGCUUGCGGUGCACGCGUCGGACAGACUUGACGGCUGGGUAGAAGGGGGCGGGGGCCAUAGCAAGACGCACGAGGGUGGGGGUGGGGGGUCAGGCCCUUCCCUCUCGUAUUAUAUUUGGGGUCACAUCGCCCUCACUCAGCCUCGCCUUUCGAAGAGCGGGGGAGGCGACUGA
This is a messenger RNA of Schizophyllum commune H4-8, 885 nucleotides long. RefSeq lists its product as uncharacterized. The record is from RefSeq and is a predicted model, not a curated record. Bases 1 to 885 code for a protein of 294 amino acids. The transcript is spliced from 11 exons. NCBI's taxonomy places the organism in Eukaryota, Fungi, Basidiomycota, Agaricomycetes, Agaricales, Schizophyllaceae.